Molecule: messenger RNA, 4382 nt
Organism: Ahaetulla prasina
Lineage: Eukaryota; Metazoa; Chordata; Lepidosauria; Squamata; Colubridae
Gene: NAA80
Product: N-alpha-acetyltransferase 80, NatH catalytic subunit
Exons: 2
Coding region: 896-1906 (336 amino acids)
Biological process (GO): protein acetylation
Cellular component (GO): cytoplasm
Molecular function (GO): N-acetyltransferase activity; acetyl-CoA binding
Source: RefSeq, a predicted model, not a curated record
AUUCAAUGGAAUUUGGGUGGGCGGCGCAGGGAACUUUGUCCAUCUAGCCUUGGAUAGUGAGAGCCAGCGCCCCUGGACUAUGAAUAUUAACGUGCUUCAGGGGUGGGUUUCCCCAUGGAAUUGAAAAAUAACGCUGUACUUGCAUCUUCACAUAUAAAGGAAGUAGAGCCAGUGGUGGGAUUCAACCAGUUCUCACCACUUCGGGAGAACCAGUUGUUAACUUCCUGAGCAAUUUGGUGAACUGGUUGCUGGAAGAAAUCAUUAGGGCAGAGAACUGGUGGUUAACUGGUUGUUAAAAUUAUUUGAAUCCCACCAUUGAGUAGAGCUCACUGUGUUGCUGUACUAUCUGGCCCUUGGAUGUGGUCCAGAUUAGGAAAGCAACCUCCUGAAUACUAGUUUUAUUAUAGAUUACAGUAAGAGGUUUAGAAGUGCUUCCCCAUUCUCCUGCCUUUAUUAGGGUGGGUCAGUUCUGAAACACUUUCUCAAAUUUCUGGUUUGGGCUCAGAUUUAUCAGAUUUAUCAUUUAUCAGACUAUUGCCUAUUCUUUGACUUUUCCUUCUAUCUCGGUGUUAUUAUUCUCACAGCAUAUUACAGUUACAGAACUGAUUUUGAUUUGGGUGUGUGUGUGAUAAUGUUUGGACAAUGUAGGAGGACACCGGUAUUAGUCUACAGUGGUACUAAAUUCAGGUAGCAUCUUUUCUAAUUAACAAUGUAAGUAAAAAAGAACAAGGGUGUGCCUUUUAAUAACAUUUGUUAGUCACAAAAAGUGCUACCAGACACCACCUAACAUGGACAAGAAGCUUGCUUCGUAUUUUUUUUCUGUGGUGAAACUGCCUUCAGGGAGUGCACCAAACUCUCUCUCUCUUGCUUGUGAAGUUUCAUCACGGUGAGAAAAAUGGGUUCGGUUUCAGAGAUGCUCACAGCAGUCCCCCUUCACAAGAGGCCUGAUCUCCUGGAGGCCUGUGCUGACCUCAUCAACGAAGAGUGGAAACGGAGCCGGACUUCCCGUAUCCACUCCCUGCAAAAAUCCAGUGACAACUUUCCCAUGUGCCUGGUACUGAUCAGAACUUUGAGGCUAACGGAGGAAACUGCAGAAGGGAAGACGUCCAAUACCCAGUGCCAACUUCUGGGACAUGCCAGGUUAUCCCGUGUGGUUGGCCAAUCCAACAGUUUAUUUGUGGAGACCGUGGUGGUUGCCAAGUCCCUCCGUGGAAAGGGCUAUGGCAGGAAGCUGAUGGAAGCUGUUGAGAACUUUGCCAAAGCCCAUAGCUACCAGCAUCUGUAUCUCACCACACAUGACAAACAGCAUUUUUAUGCCCACCUGGGCUAUAGGUUGUCCAAGCCUGUCCAGUGGGCUGGAUUCAUCAGUUCUCUGGUACCUAUGGAAUUUUUGGAGAACUUCUCUACCCCUCAACGUAAGAUGGAGCUUCCUACACAAUCUGGGAAGCAUAAUACAAAUGCAUCUUACCAAAGCAGAUCUGGAGCAAACUUUUCUCCUUCAGCAUGUGCUGCACCUCUUUCUUCUUCUCCUUUUUGCUCAGUAGCCCCCCCUUCAUUGCCUUCUCCUUGUUCUUACCAUUCAGGGACAGCUACCAUUUCUCCCGGUCUUCCGUUGCCAGGACCCCACCCAUCCUCUGUCCAGUCCAGUAAUGCUCUGGUUCACUCUUCACCAUCAGCCUCCCCAUUUGCCUCUGCUGCCCCAGCUCUUCCACCCUCUCCUCCUCCUCCUCCUCCCCUUCCACUUCCGGUGCCUCCACCAAGAGCCUUUUUACUAGCCCAGCCAAGCUCCAGAAAACCUGCCUCUUCCAGGGUUUUGGAGAAUACAUUUGAAGAACAGACGCUUUUAGAAACACCUUAUCGGGAUCUGAAAGGGCAGCCCAUAUUCUGGAUGAAGAAGGAUAUCUGAUUUUUUCCGUCGUGUGACUGUGCAAUAAAGAUGAAAUAAGUGAAUAAGGAGGAAAAAGGAAAGCCUUUCUUGUUUUCAAAGGAAAGCUUAGCUGUGAGACAAAAGAUUGCCAUUUAAAAUGAAUAAAACAAUGUAUUUAGUUUUUUGUUGUUCUUCUUACUGGGUUCCUUUUCACUGAAAGUUCAAGAUGUUAAGACUAUAUAUGUUAGGUACACUUUGAAAGCCAGCACUUGAUUCUCAUUGAAUUUCAGUAAUCAUUGCCAAAGUUGUGCUGUUGGGGGCUAUACCGAGCUGCCCUAUAGAUUCCCUUGCUUCUCUUGUAUUGCAUGUCUCAAUAAACAGCACCUUCAAAACUUGUAGGAUGUCCCUUCUGAUUCUGCAGGGAGCAUUCAAACAAACAACGUGCAUUUGCAAGUCUGUGGUGCUGAUGCAUAAAGAGACUAGCUUUGCCAUCCCCUCUGUUAGAAAUUAUACAGGAUUUAACGAUGUUUUAUUGAAUAAAUUUGGGUUGAUUUGGUUUAUCAAACUUUAUAGGUGAUGAACCUAGAUUUACAGCCACACCAGUCAGCAUCUCAUAACUCACCAGUUCAAACUGAAGCUAUAUUUAUUUACACGUAUUAUAGCUGUCCCACUCCGAUGAACUCGGAGUAUACAAGACCAGAAAAAAAGAAUCCAUAAGAUCAAAACCUAAAUACAUAGAUAUUUAUCUAAUAUUUGACUUCAAUGGAUGAUUCAUUGCCUUCUCAUGAAUUGAAUAGAACUGAGAGAUGGUGCUGCUUUGGUGGGAUAAUAGUGGAGCAAGCUUGCUUCUUCAUAAGUUUGUCCCAUUCUUUACUUGGACCUCACAAAUGGCAUCUGUAAUAAAAGUUAUUUCCCAUUAGCCAUCAUUCACUUAUAAAUUGAUUGUGUUUAAAGUUUGUGAUUGUGUUUAAAGUUUGGUUUGAGGAAAAAACAACUCUUUAAUUAUAUUGUCUCCCAGGAUUUCUAAUCCACACAAUCUGGAAUUAUGGGCUUUGGAGAUUUUAACCUGAUGCCUUCCAAAGAGUUUUGUGUAUAGGUUGCUUGAUACAAAUAAGGUUUAUGUCAAAUUGCAAUAAGCUAGCAAAGUUAUCAUGAAACAUUCAUGUACCUUUUUUUUAAAAAAAAAAUAGUUCUAUGAAAGUUGAUGUGAACACUUUUUAAAUGAAGAUGUAACUUUUUAUUAUUGGAUUCUUAAUUUCUUUUAGUCUAAUUGGUUAAUAUUCCAUCUGAGCUAUUGCCUUCAUUGCUUGAUAACUAACCUCUCUACUGCAUGCAUGUUGAAAGUAAUAGCUUAAUAUUGGCUCCCUGGUGAAUCCACCUGCAAGAGCAUUGCAUAUUUUGCAGCCAAGUGUUGGAUAUAUUCAGACAGUUUAUGGAUAUAAGUAAUUUAAAUACAUGAAGUAAUGCAAUGUGAUAAUUCUAUUACAGUACUUAGAAUUAACACUUCACUUGCAAUUCCAAGUUCUUUAAAUUGCUUUAUGAAAAUGAAGAGGGCAAGCCCCGUCAGAAUUUGUUCACAAAGCAGCAAUGUUGAUACAGCUGUAAAGGAACUAUUAAAACAGCAUGUGCAUGCAAUUUUUUGAGGGAUGUAUAGGAAAUGUUAUUAUUUCUUCAUUUAAUGUUGUACAUUAAUGUUUUUUGAUACUUAAAGUCCUUGAAAUGAAAAAUUUCCUUUUCAUAUUAAAAGCUGCACAGGUGACAUUGCACAUACAGAAUACCAGGUGUCUGCUACUUAAUUGGCAGACAUCAGUUGCAUGCAACACUUUGGUCUAAAGCACUAUUUCUCAUCUUUGCCAACUUUAAGACGUGUGGGCUUCAACUCCCAGAAUCCCCCAGCCAAGCUGAGAAAAUCUGAGAGCUCAAAUCCAUGCAUCUUAAAAUUGCCAAGGUUGAGAAACAGUGGUCUAAAGAAUAUUGUUUUCAUUUUAAACAAGAGGAAGGUCAUAGUUCUCAACCCAUGACAGCAACUGAGUCCAAAAUUUUGAGCCGAAAAUUGAAACCGUUGCCACGCUUCUGAAUUUUGAUCAUGUGACUACGGGAAUGCUGCAAUAGUCAAAAUGGUCAUACCACUUUUUUCUGUGCCGUUGUAACUUUGAAUGGUCACAAAAUGAACUGUUGUAAGUUGAGGACUACUUUUACUAUAUUUUUUUCCAAUAUAAUGCUUGGCGUAGCAAAAGCUGCUUGCUCCCUAUUCUAUGGAAGAGACUAGAGGUUUUUUCCUCACAGCUCAAAAGUGCCUUCCUCUAUGCCUAAGCUAGAAGAUCAACUAGCCAUCCAUUUGUUGCCGUCUUUAUCAGCCCUAAUUAUUAUCACUUCUGGCUUUUAGCUGGAGAAUGCACUUCCCAUUUUCAAUGCGGGGAAGCCUGUCUGUCUUCUCAACACCCCCAGCUGAUGGAGAAACCAGUUUUCAGCCUUACUACUGUUGUACUUGUGAUGUCCCAAAGGUACUUUUUCA